UUGAUUUGUUUUUCGUCUGUUCUGUUUCAGGAUUUUCUGAGAUCCCCGUCUGCGGAGUUUCAGCUGAACAAAAGCGGAGGAAGACUCCUCUUCUCCUUCUCCUGCCCCCCUCCCUCUCACCUCCCGCCCUCCUCCUCCUCCUCCUCCUCCUCUGGCUCAUCCAUACAAACUCCAUCCUCCUGUCUUAAACAAACUCACUCCUCUCCGCGACAUCCGCUCAGCCUCUUCGUCCUCCCGCUCCUCCUCAUCCUCCGCAUCACGCUGAGCACCGGCAUGCUGUGGAAGUCCAGAACCAAGACCGAUGUGGCGCAGGAGCGCACGGACGGACUGAGCGUCUCCUCUCCCGGGGGGCGCCUCUCCCAGCUGUCCUCGCUGAACCAGGCCGCGUACUCGUCCGCCCCCCCACUCUGCCACACGCCGGCCUCCGACUUCCAGCCACCCUACUUUCCCCCUCCGUACCCGCAGUCCUCGCUGCCGUACUCCCAGAGCCAGGACUCGGCCUACUCCCACCUGCCGGACCCCUACUCCUCCAUCAACUCCCUGCAUCAGCACCAGCAGGCGGCAUGGCACUCGCAGAGGUCGCGCUCCGAGGACGGGGCGCUGCUGGCUCAGUCUCACCGCGCGCUGAGCCUGGACCCCCGCCGGGAAUACUCGGCCGUGCCGCGGCUCCUGCACGGCCUCGGGGAGGGCGCUGCGGCCCUCGGGGAGGGUCCUCUGGGGAUGCACCUGGGACAUCACGGCUUGGAGGAUCUGCAGGGCAUGGAGGAGGGAUCCGCUCUCGGCAUCCUGGACCAUUCCGUCAUUAAAAAAGUUCCCCUCCCAUCCAAGCUCAACGGCUCCUCGCUGUCGGCACUAUCCAUCGGGAAGGAGGGCCUAGGGAUGGGCGCCGUGUCCAACCCGGCCGAGGUUUUCUGCUCUGUGCCGGGCCGCCUGUCGCUGCUCAGCUCCAACUCCAAGUACAAGGUGACGGUCGGGGAGGUGCAGCGCCGCCUCUCUCCACCUGAGUGCCUCAACGCCUCCCUGCUGGGCGGAGUCCUGCGCAGGGCAAAGUCGAAGAAUGGUGGCCGCUGUCUGAGGGAGCGUCUAGAGAAGAUUGGCCUCAAUCUGCCUGCCGGGCGUCGCAAGGCCGCCAACGUCACACUGCUGACAUCUCUGGUAGAGGGGGAGGCCGUCCAUCUGGCGCGAGACUUCGGUUACGUUUGUGAGACAGAGUUUCCAGCCAGAGCUACGGCGGAGUACCUGUGCAGACAGAGCGACCCGGACCAGCUGCAGACGCGACGUAGCAUGCUGCUGGCCACAAAGGAGGUCUGUAAGGAAUUUGUGGACCUGAUGUCCCAGGACCGCUCCCCGCUCGGCGGAAGUCGUCCCACCCCCUGCCUGGAACCAGGCGUCCAAGGAAGCCUCACCCACUUUAGCCUGCUGACCCAUGGUUUCGGCACCCCCGCCAUCUGCGCUGCGCUCUCCGCCUUCCAGAGCUACCUGAUGGAGGCCAUUAAAAUGCUGGACAAGGGUGAGGGCGGAGGGAAGAGCCACCAUGACAAGGAAAUGAAGCACCGCAAAUGAAAUUACAAAGCAUGCAUGGGGGGGGGCGCAGACUGUGUAACAGACUUUAUGCCCACCGGCUCUAUUGAGGACCCAAGGCCGGCGAUGUUUCUGAAGAGGUGAUUUAUAGCAAGCCAAAAGAAACAAGAAGCACUGGGAACUACAGCGUUUUGGGCGACAAGAUUCUGCAUUUCCUACCACUUUUUGUCCCUUCUGGCUUGCCAUAAGGGACUCAGGUCGACGCACGGACCUUUUCAUCUCCCCGACAGACAUGGCUUCUGAAAAUGCUGGGGGUGGGAGGGGCUCUUAUUUAUUUAUUUAUUGGUUUACCCUGUUUAUUUUACUUUCCAAUCCCAACAUACACGCGCACUCACACUCUCCUGGGAAGGGUCAGAAGCCAUAUCCGACAGCCGCUCUGUGCUCCUCUGCCAGACUUUACUGUGACGGACGCAACCCUCCGUUUGAAGUUCCCUGCAACAGGUGAUGAUGGGAAAUUGAGUUUCUGAGAGGCAGCUAACGCAGAUUUUUUUUCUUUUAAUUUCAAAGUGUUGGUAACUUAUAAAAAUCAUUUUGUACUUUCUGUGACUGUUUAUUAUUACCGUUGUUAUUAUUGUAUUACUGAAUAAAUGUAAUAUAUUAUUAAAGAAUUAAGAAUUUG
Molecule: messenger RNA, 2200 nt
Organism: Oryzias latipes (Japanese medaka)
Lineage: Eukaryota; Metazoa; Chordata; Actinopteri; Beloniformes; Adrianichthyidae
Gene: tfap2e
Product: transcription factor AP-2 epsilon
Biological process (GO): regulation of transcription by RNA polymerase II; anatomical structure development; regulation of cell population proliferation
Cellular component (GO): nucleus
Molecular function (GO): DNA-binding transcription factor activity, RNA polymerase II-specific; RNA polymerase II transcription regulatory region sequence-specific DNA binding
Source: RefSeq, a predicted model, not a curated record